CAACUACUGACUGAAUGGAAUUUUUUGCGGAGUCAUCUUGAUUCUAUCCGAUAUUGACAACCUUCUCUUUGGACGAACGGCAAGAAUACAUUCUUCAAUAUCAAGGAUGGCGUUUCCAUCUCAUGACAUCUCUGCCCAAUUUGAUUUUCCAAGGGAGGAGGAGAAGGUUUUGGCCUUUUGGAGAGAGAUAGACGCGUUUCGUACGAGUAUGAAGCUUUCCGAAGGCAAACCAGUGUUUUCAUUCUACGACGGCCCACCCUUUGCCACUGGUCUGCCUCACUACGGUCAUCUCCUCGCUGGCACCAUCAAAGACAUAGUUACGCGGCAUGCUCAUGCCAGCGGCUAUCACGUUCCUCGUCGCUUUGGCUGGGAUACUCACGGUCUUCCCGUCGAGCAUGAGAUCGAUAAACGUCUCAAUAUUACUGGAAAGGCCGAUGUCCUGAAACUUGGGAUUGAUAAAUACAACGCUGAGUGUCGAAGCAUCGUCAUGCGUUAUUCCUCAGAGUGGAGAAACACUGUAGAACGAAUGGGGCGAUGGAUCGAUUUUGAUAAUGACUACAAGACACUGAAUAUCUCGUUCAUGGAGUCGGUUUGGUGGGCUUUUAACGAACUCUUCAAGAAAGGGAUGGUCUAUCGUGGUUUAAAAGUCAUGCCCUAUUCAACCGGUCUCACGACACCUUUGUCCAACUUUGAGGCAGGCUUAGAUUAUAGAGAUGUAAACGAUCCUGCAGUCACUGUCGCAUUUCCUCUCGUGGAUGAUCCUAGCACAUCGUUGUUGGCAUGGACAACCACUCCAUGGACAUUGCCAUCCAAUCUGGCCCUAUGCGUACACCCCGACUUCACCUAUGUCAAAAUCCAUGAUCAGGACAGAGAUCAAAAUUUUAUACUUUUCGAAGGGCUUUUGUCGACACUCUACAAAGAUCCCAAGAAAGCCAAAUUUAAGAAAAUUGGGCAGUUCCUUGGCGUGGAUAUGAAAGGAUGGAGAUAUGUGCCGAUGUUUGAGUAUUUCACCGAGAAGUUUGAAGAUAAGGCUUUCAGGGUGGUUGUGGAUACCUAUGUUACCGCGGCAGACGGCACCGGCAUCGUUCACCAGUCCCCUGGUUUUGGUGAAGAUGACCAUCGUAUCGCUGUAGCUCACGGUGUCCUUCGUCCUGAUGAAAUGCCACCUUGCCCGAUUGAUGACGCCGGAAGGUUCACAAAAGAGGUCCCUGACUUUGCCGGUGAUCACGUCAAGGUUGCAGAUAGCAAAAUCCAAAAGAUCCUCAAGGCUAAAGGUCGGCUCAUUGUGCAGUCAACAAUGAAGCACUCUUAUCCCUUCUGCUGGCGGUCGGGGACACCUCUGAUUUAUCGUGCAGUGCCUGCGUGGUUUGUUCGUGUGACGCCCAUUGUUGAUGACCUCGUGAGGAAUAAUCAAGAAACCCUAUGGGUUCCGCAAAGUGUCGGAGACGGCAGAUUUGGAAACUGGCUAGCCAAUGCUCGCGAUUGGAAUGUAUCCCGAAAUCGUUACUGGGGAACACCCAUCCCCCUUUGGGCGAGUGAGGAUCUGGAAGAGAUUGUGUGUGUUGGGUCUAUCGAGGAGCUCGAAAGACUAUCAGGCCGGACAGAGAUUAAAGAUCUGCAUAGAGAGAGCAUUGACGAUAUCACCAUUCCGUCAUUUAAAGGAAAAGGUGUACUGAAACGCAUUGAAGAAGUUUUUGAUUGCUGGUUUGAGUCUGGCAGUAUGCCCUACGCCCAGCUCCACUACCCUUUCGAAAAUCAGGACCUUUUCGAGAAAACCUUUCCUGCCCAUUUUGUUUCCGAAGGCAUUGAUCAGACGCGGGGUUGGUUCUACACUCUUCUUGUGUUGUCAACGCAUCUCUUUGGGAGCGCCCCGUGGAGGAAUCUGAUUGUAACUGGUCUUGUGCUUGCAUCUGAUGGAAAGAAAAUGAGCAAGAGUUUGAGAAAUUAUCCCGACCCCAAUAUCAUCAUCGACAAGUACGGAGCAGAUGCUACCCGGAUGUUCUUGGUUAACUCGCCAAUUGUGAGAGGCGACAACCUCCGAUUCCGUGAAGAGGGAGUCCGCGAAGUCAUCUCCCGAGUCCUACUUCCAUGGCUCAAUUCUUUCCGAUUCUUCCUCGGUCAAGUCGCAUUAUUAAAGAAGGCCAGCGGUGUCGACUUUAUGUACAAUGCACAGGCACCAUUGCCGAAUAAUGUCAUGGAUCGUUGGAUCCUUGCCCGUUGUCAGUCCUUGAUCAAAUUGGUGACAGAAGAGAUGGCUGCCUACCGACUAUACACCAUCAUUCCCCGCCUGCUUGAUCUAGUAGACGAGCUGACGAACUGGUAUAUCCGUUUCAACCGGAAGCGCCUGAAGGGUGAAAAUGGGGUUGAAGACACCUUAGCUGCCCUCAACACAUUGUUUGAAACUCUUUUCACUCUCUGUCGAACUAUGUCAUCGUAUACACCAUUUCUGACGGAGAAUAUUUACCAAUCUCUCCGCAGAUUCAUUCCAGAGGACCCGGCUGCUGGAGACAAUCGGUCCAUCCAUUUCAUCGGCUUCCCUAAAAUCAAAGAGGAGUACUUUGAUGCUGAGAUUGAAAGACAGGUCAGACGUAUGCAAUCAGUCAUCGACUUGACUCGGAACAUUCGAGAGAAGAACAAUCUCUCGUUGAAGACACCGUUGAAAGAACUACUUGUGUUCCAUCCCGAGGCGCAAUAUCACGCUGACGUGAAACCCCUACAAGAUUAUAUCCAAUCUGAACUCAAUGUACGCGAUGUCAUCUUCAGUACUGAUGAGACGCUGUCAGGUGUGCGAUACCGUGCAGUCGCUGAUUGGCCUGUCUUGGGACGCAAACUCCGAAAGGAUCUUGGUCGAGUGAAGAAAGCAUUGCCGGACGUAUCGAGUGACGCUGUCAAGGAGUACCUCACCACUGGUACCCUUUUGGUUGACGGUAUUGAGCUGGUGACUGGUGACCUUACCGUGCAACGAUAUCUGGAGCUUCCGUCCAGUGCUCUGGGCCAAUACGGAACGCACACAGAUAAUGACGUCGUUGUGAGGCUUGAUAUACAGGUUCAUGCUGAGCUGCAGGGCGAGUGGUUGGCCCGAGAGUUCACCAACCGGGUUCAGAAGCUGCGAAAAAAAGCAGGCCUGCAAGCAACGGAUGAUGUGGAUGUCUUCUAUCUCUUCCCCGAGGGCUCUGGGUCAGAGAUCACAGCUGCCUUGCGUGAACACGCGGAUUUGAUCAGGCGAACCAUAGGAAGCGUACCGGUAGAGAGGACGGGAGAAGGCGAGAGUGGGGAAGUGCUCAUCGAAGAGGCGCAAGAGGUGGCGGAUGUAAAAUUUGGGCUGUACUUGGUCAGGCCGUAGACUUCGCCAGUUCCGGAAGCAGAGAAAGAAAUGCUGUACUACAAUAGAAUUAUUUAAGUGAGGAAAUAUAGCAGGAGGAGUUGCGGGAGUAACAUCGAGACCUCAACUUGAGAUGCUAUUUCUUGGUCGUACCGAAGCCUCCAAAACCCAUCAACUCCAUCAUGUCAUUGUCUUGACCUACUGAUACCUCCUUGGCGAGCUCCAGACGUGCCUUUUCUUUCUCUGCUUUCUUCUGAGCUUUGUUUCUUUCCCGUAGAGCUAGCUCCUUUGCCUUGACUUCAGCCAGCCGCUGAUCAAAGUCAAAUGCCUUUGCUGACACGGAAUCCUUUGUUCUUUCUCGCAAAAGCACUAUGCGGGCGCGAACUUGCUCCAGCGUAGAACGUUCGAGUUUUGUGGUCUGUCCGAUUGCCCGUAAGUCUGGAAGGGAAUCUCAGUGAUGCUACGGGGUCGUUGGAUGUAUG
Molecule: messenger RNA, 3804 nt
Organism: Guyanagaster necrorhizus
Lineage: Eukaryota; Fungi; Basidiomycota; Agaricomycetes; Agaricales; Physalacriaceae
Exons: 14
Coding region: 107-3343 (1078 amino acids)
Biological process (GO): isoleucyl-tRNA aminoacylation
Molecular function (GO): isoleucine-tRNA ligase activity; ATP binding; tRNA binding
Source: RefSeq, a predicted model, not a curated record